This is a messenger RNA of Cantharellus anzutake, 618 nucleotides long. RefSeq lists its product as uncharacterized. The record is from RefSeq and is a predicted model, not a curated record. The annotation marks the transcript as partial. The transcript is spliced from 2 exons. NCBI's taxonomy places the organism in Eukaryota, Fungi, Basidiomycota, Agaricomycetes, Cantharellales, Hydnaceae.
UGGCGCAAAGCAUGCCAUGUUUGAAAAAUUCGGCGAUGCCCGCGCGCGCCAAGCAAAACAAAUUCUGUUAUCUAUAUAUGUAAGCUAUUAUAUGUAAGCCACUGAUGAUACUCUUCUCGAUCUUGUCCAUUAGUCGUUGGGUUCGCAGCGGGUAUCCAUUAUUUUGGACGUCAGGCUGGGGGGGGCCACCCGUCUCAUCCGUCUCCAGAACCGAGGGAUGCCGUGUGUGUGUGGGGGGCGAGCCGGGAUGGAAUGCAACGGGUGGCCACCUCCCGCCUAUCAUGAUCCAGUCGGGUACCUGUCUCGUUAUGAUUUCACCACUUCUCUAUAUUGACAGGCGUGCCGUACCGCCCGCUUCACAACUUCCGCGGAAGUCCCUAUAACAAUAUCCAAAUGCUCUAACUUUGCUUUGUUCCACUGCCUUUCCCCCCCCUGCGACCCCCCCUAACAGUUUGUAUUCUUACACGCGUGUCAUCGCUACCGCUUAACGACUCAGACUUUCUGAUACACACUGAGCAUGUUUCGUUCGUGGGUUGAUAACUGAGCCAUAAGUGGUGUGGUGUUUCGCAAUUUAUAUGUUAUGAAACAUACCUUCUACAUAGCCUAUCCCCAACAUUC